UAUUAUUUUUGGUUGCUGCGCGGACAAUGUGAAUUAGUCAACAAGCUCUGACACACCCUUAGCCAUUUAUUUAACAGGCUGUUGUUCCCAACAUCAUAACCAUAGACAUAUUAUAAUAUGUUUAUGAUCGUAACGGUCUUUUUCCCCCUCUGAGCAAAUUGCGCGCGUUCCAAAUGUUAAAAGGAGGUCUACGAUACAAGGUGUACUAUACAAAAACAUUAACUACCAAUGAGAUGCUGCGGUCAGUGUUUAUCGUUAGUUCGACAACGGACAAACAACAAAGUCGCGUCUUGGAAAUCCGGUAUUCGUAACAGUUUUCUUAUUGAGUUGAGGCCUUACCUUUCGGUGCCAGACACCCAGAAUACAAAACAAUAAUGAAGUCUUGACAAAACAACAGUGUAAUUUACUUUCAUCAUGAACGUUUGAAAACAUUACGCUAUUGCUAAGAAGUGCUAGGUAAUUUAUACUCUGAUGCCGAAUGAAUAAUUGAAAAUUCAAACAACUUAAAUCAAAAUGGCAGACUUGGAUGUUCAGGACAAUGUGUCUUCUGAAUCUGUUUAUAGUAUAAAUGGAGUUCAUGAUACAAGUAAAACACUACAAUCAUGCAACGACAAAUUUUUAGCCAUCAAAUCUUCAAUGUCUGACGUUUCAUCAUGUCACCAUUUAUCAACAAAUAAUUUAGCUUUGUUACCAGAAAAUAAUACUUUAAAUCACAAGGCGAGUGAUAAUUUAGUAGAGCCUUUGUCAAACAGUAAUUUUCAAAUAAAUUCUGUAGACUAUAAGGUAGGCGAUGUCGUGUGGGCUAAAAUUGGAAGAUAUCCUUAUUGGCCAAGUGUUAUUUGUUUGGAGCCAAACUCCAACAAGUAUUACAAACAAUAUUCUAAACUUAGAAAAAGCUUAUGUAUACAUGUCCGAUUUUGCAAUGACAAUGGCAGAAGAAGCUGGGUGAGAGUAAUAGAAAAAUAUUUAGGAAAAGAUGAACUUCUAAUAAAAUAUCCUACUUGUUUAGCAUCAAUAAAACAAAAAACUAAAAUAAUGGAUAUUUGGAAUACAGCAGUUGCAGAAGCUGAUUGCCUUAUGACUUACAAUAUUGAAAAAAGACUGUUGGAAUUUUUUAAGACAUUUGUUAUACCCAGUGCUGAUAUUAAGAGUAUAAAAUCUACAAAGAAAUCGCCUAAACCAUCCACAGCGGAAAAAUUACAAAUUUACUCUAGAAAAAGAGCUCAAACAACAUUUGUGGAACCCGAAUGUAAAAAACAAAGAUUGAAGAUUGAAAACUUGUCUACUAGUGAUUCUACUAUAUCAAAAUCAAUUAAUACUCUAUCAAGAUCAGAUAAUAUUGACGAACCUGUCCCUAAUAUGGUCGAAAGUUUUGUAUAUCUUGAAAAUAUAGAAAAUAAUGUCGAAGAAGGACAUUUCAAAAAAACUUAUAUACCGACGUCCUCAAUGAAUGAUAAGAAUAACUUGCCUGAUUCUGAUUCUGAAAAUGACGAAAACCAUAAUUCAGAUAAUGAGACAUCUAUAACUGAUAUGAAUGAUGACAAUUUAAUUGUAACCAACAGUAAUAGAAAAGUAGAGGAGAGCUUAAAACUUCAAAUAAAAUUAUUAGAAGAAAAUGAUGAACAAGAAAGGAAAAACACAAACUAUUUGGUUCCUGUCAAAAAGAAAGUUAAUGCUAAAAGAACAACAAAAAUGGGCAUUAAGAAAAGUUCUAAUUACAUUUUGCAAUAUAUGGACACUUUAGCAGAUACACAAAAGUAUGCAUUGAAAAUGAACUCAAUUAAAGUUGAAAAUGAACAUAGUCCAGAACCAACUAAAAGCGUAGCAACGUCUAAAACUGAAAGCUAUAGUUCUGUUUAUAUAUCUAGUCAAGAAAAUAAAGAGUUAUUUGUGAAAACACUAAAAAAAGCCUGUGUAGUGUGUGAAAAUUUUAAAAACACAAUUCGAUGUACUGGUUUAUGUCAAGACUAUUUCCAUAAAGAAUGCUUAGCUAAAAGUGAAAACAGAUAUAAUUUUCUGAAGCAGUCUAUGAAUGCAAAUAAUAAAAAAAAUCAAGAGUUGAAUGAAAAAGUGCACAACAAAAAUAAUACCAAUGAUAAUUUUAAUGACAUGACAAUAACAAAAGGAGAAUGUUCAAACAUUAAGGCUGAAAAUGGCUUUAAUCAACAAGGAAAUGUUCAACAAUUCAAGGACUUGGAUAGUCCUACUGAAGAUUCAACUAGUAAAUCUUCUACAGAAAAAAUUGAAAAAUACCUUAUUAAACCUAAAAAUAAAUUAACAAACAGCGUUAAAACUAUCAAACCUAUUGAUUUAGAACACAUGUGCAGUCUAUGUAAAGCUAAUAAAAUUUAUUGUUUCAUAUGUGGAUUAAAUGUUGAUAAAGAUUCUGAACAACAAAAAUGUGUUACUUGCAAAUUGGCUAAUUGUGGCAAAUCAUAUCACACAAAAUGUUUGGAUGAAUGGCCUCAAGUUCAAUGGAUUCAAGGUUCAAAUAACAGUAGCCAGACAAUAAUUUGUCCUCUUCAUGUGUGUCACCUAUGCAUCUCUGAGAAUCCCAAAAGUAAAUGUAAAAUUAAAAUACCUGCUGAAAAAUUAAUUCGAUGCAUUAAAUGCCCAACUGCAUACCAUAGAAGUGAAUACUGUUUACCAGCCGGUAGUAGAGUUUUAACAUAUAAUAAUAUAGUAUGUAGCAGACAUUCUGAACCAAAUAAUAAACAAGCUCAUAUAAAUGCAACUUGGUGUUUUAUUUGCACUCAAGGCGGUUCAUUAGUUUGCUGUGAUUCAUGUCCAGCUUCAUUUCAUAUUGAAUGUUUGAAUUUACACCCGUCAAAGUUUGAAGGUAGUUUCACAUGUGAAGAAUGUCAAACUGGCCGAUAUCCACUCUACGGCGAAAUCGUUUGGGUUAAAAUUUCAUCUUACAGAUGGUGGCCAGCUCAAAUAGUUUUUCCAAAUCAAGUUCCUGCAUCAGUUAAUGCUACUGUACACAGUAGUGAUCAGUUCGCCGUUCGAUUUUUUGGUACUUAUGAUUACUAUUGGGUUAAUCGUGGUCGAGUUUUUAAUUUUCAUGAAGGUGAUGACGAAAAUAUGUUAGUUAAAAUUAAAUGUAAGGCUAUUGACCAAGUAUUUCAAGAUGCUGUUAUAGAAGCAGCUCAAGCGCAUAAUGCUUAUAUCAUAGAUAAAGAUAGAUAUGAUGCUAAAGAAUUAAACGAAACUUUAAAAAACCCCCCAAAGUAUACGAAAAUAAAGUUCAACAGACCUGUUGGUAAUGUAAAAGAAAUGGAAACUAGUUUAAUCCCAAUGACUUCUUGUGAAUGUGAUCCAACUAAACCAAAUCCAUGUGGUCCAGAUUCAGAUUGUAUAAAUAGGAUGCUAAUGUUUGAGUGCCAAGCGCGAUUAUGUCCUGCAGGAGACAAAUGCAAUAACCAAAGAUUUGAAAAAACGUUGUACCCAACUAUGGAGCCUUUUUUAACAGGUGAUAGGGGCUGGGGUCUUCGAAUAUUAGAGGACAUAAAAGAAGGAUCAUUUGUGAUCGAGUAUGUUGGUGAAGUUAUUGAUGAAGAAGAAUUCAAAAACAGAUGUCUUGAAAUGCAAAAUCAGAAUGAACAUAACUAUUAUUUCCUGACUAUAGACAACCACAGAAUGAUCGAUGCUGGACCAAAAGGAAAUCUUUCAAGGUUUAUGAAUCAUUCAUGUGAACCAAAUUGUGUAGCUCAAAAGUGGACUGUUAAUGGUGACACAAGAAUUGGACUUUUUGCUUUACAAGAUAUUUCGGCUGGGACAGAAUUAGUAUUUGAUUAUCGUCUCCAAAGCUGUUCAGGAGUAGAAAAGAAACCAUGCCAAUGUGGAGCAACACGAUGUUCUAAAUUUAUUGGUGUCAAAGUAGACAAGGAUGAAGAAAAGAAGAAACUGAUAGCUUCUGAUGAAGAUAAAGCUAAAAAUUAUUCAAAGAACAACAAACGAAAGUCAUCAAAACAUAAGGCUGAUACAUCUGAUAUAGAAAAGACUGAUGAAUCUAAAAAAUCAAAAAUAAAACCAUCAACUGUUGGAGAAACUUCUAAAUCAUCUAAAAGGAAUACAAGUGUAGUUAAAGGUGUUACAUCAUCAGAACUUAAAACAUGUUCAAAAAGAACCAAAAGAAAGCUACGAAAUAGCUUACUGGCUCAAUGUUCAAGCCAAACAUUGAAAACAAAACCUGAUAUAAACCAACAAAAUGAUGAUGUAGCCAAGACUAAAAAACAUGUAAAUCCCAUUAAUUGUGAAAAUAGUACACAAAAUUCUUUAGUAACUAAUGUGUUAUCUAUAGCUGUAGGAAUAAAUUUGGAACCUAGACUGAGUUUAAAAAGAUUGGCAAAAAGCAGGCAUUCCUUUUUAUCGAAAGAAAAUUAUAUGAAACAACAAAUUGAUGAUACAGCCAGGACUAAAACUAGAAAACCAAAAAAACCUGUAAAUCCCAUAAAUGUUGAAAAAAAUACACAAAAUCAUAUGGUAACUAAAGUGGUAUCUGAAGCUGUAGGAACAAAUUUGGAACCUAGACAAAGUUUAAAUAGAUUGGCAAAAAGCAGGCAUUCCUUUUUAUCGAAAAAUUUAUCUGAUGAUAAUAACACUAAAAGGAAAAAUAUUACUGCUAUGAUAAUACCAAAAAAGGAAAAAAAAUGUGAAGUGAAUACUGUUCAGAAUAAAAAGAAACACAGAGGGACUUUAUAUCAAAAUAAAUUUGUAAAAUUUGUAUACAAAAAUAAUUGCAAAGAUAUUAUACAUAAAAAUAAACAAGAAAAAAUAUUACUUAAAACGAAAGUAACAAAAAAAUUUAAAACUAAUAAACAUAGUUUACUAACUAAAGACAGUAACAAAAAUGAGACAUGUUUAGUUAGUGGAAAGAGGCACGCAAAAUUGUCAUGUAAAAACAAAAAGUGUCCCAGAGUUUCUCAUCUUUGUUGUAAAAAUAAGUCAAAAUUAGGAAAAUCUAAUUUCAUCUGUCCAUCUCAAUUAUGUUGUAUUUGUAAGAAAAGAAAAGUAGUAGAUAAAUGUAAAUUUUGCAUCAAGUCAUUUUGUAUAAAUCAUGUCAAAGGAAAUACAUUUAAAGAUCCAAUAGAUGAUGGAAUAUUAUGUAUUACUCACUAUUCAAAUAAUAAACUGUUCUCCAACAAAAGUUAUCCGGCAGUUGUUGUUCCAAAAGCUGUAAGGAAAUUAAGCAAUAAGACAGUGAAAAAAGUAAAACCACUUGUCACUGCAAGUAUAACUCCUAUUCAUCCUACCAAGUCAUUAACUGAAGUAUCAAUUCCAUUAAAUGACACAGCGGAAGAUUUAUCGCAACCACCACCUUAUACAAUUGAAGAAAAAGACUACAUGCUCACACAAGUUAUCAAAGAUGAAUCUGAUCGUGAAUUUAUACACAUUGGUGGCUUUAAUGUUACCACUGUAUCAAACCUAGUUGUAGAAUCUAAAAGUAAUUUAUUUACUUCUGUCAAUACAGAUGGUGAUAUGUUGAAACCAUCGUCAGCCAAUGUUGUUAUUGAUAUUGAAUCUGCAUCUGCUUUUUAUCAACCCAUAGAUAGUUUGAACCUACUGACAUUUGAUUGUGGAAAUAAUGCUAGCCAUGAUUAUGUUAAUGUCCAUUUUGAACCUGAAAUAAGAACAGAAUGGUUGGCAGACGCUGAACUAUAAUGCUAGUUUUUAUUUUAUUCUAUUAUUACAUUUUUUCUUGUGAAACUUCAAUUAUCAUAAGAAUUUAUUUUGUUUUAUUUAAUGCUUAUGACACUUCUCUUUUCUAUUUAUUAUUGUAAUACAACAAUAAGAAAAGAAUACUAAUUUAAUAUUUGCCAUUUAAAAUUAUAUAGUAUUGUUUU
This is a messenger RNA of Adelges cooleyi (spruce gall adelgid), 5846 nucleotides long. Its product is annotated as histone-lysine N-methyltransferase NSD2-like. Gene Ontology annotation, molecular function: protein binding; histone H3K36 methyltransferase activity. The transcript has 29 exons. Gene Ontology annotation, biological process: regulation of DNA-templated transcription. The record is from RefSeq and is a predicted model, not a curated record. Gene Ontology annotation, cellular component: nucleus; chromatin. NCBI's taxonomy places the organism in Eukaryota, Metazoa, Arthropoda, Insecta, Hemiptera, Adelgidae. The coding region runs from base 514 to 5664 and encodes 1716 amino acids.